ACUACGAAGAGCUCGUUGGUGCCAAGAGGGCUGGCUCCGGAGCCCUAGUUCUGGGGAGGCGCAGCUGCUGGAUCGCCGUCACUUGGGAGAUUUGGAGCUUCAGUGGGGUCUAAAGCGAUGCAGCGUACGCGCUACGUCCAACACAGAUGUGACGUGCGUGACGUGACGUGACGUGACGAGCCCCCAGGAGCCCAGCAGCGCCGCUGGGCCACCCCGGGGCAGAUGAAAGCGCCAUGUCAGUGCUGCGUGCCCACCGAGAGGGACGGACGUACAGACUGAGAGUGACUGAAACAGCUCUGGGCAGGGAGUCUCAGCACCGCAAAUAGGGCCCUGGGGCUGCGGGCUCUGCUUUCUUGAUCUUCGUGUGGUACAUGGUACACAGUUGGCGCUUAAUAAAGUCCUAUCCAUAAAACCGGACAAUCAGCGGUUUCCUCCCAAACUCCCAGCGCUAUCCUCUCAUCCCUUCUUCCGAGGAUCUGCUGCGGGUCCGCCUCCUAUCCCGGGUUAGGUGUGUGUCCGGCCUCAGCGAGCAUUCGCAGAGCUAAGAACGCCGGACCGCUUUAGUUGGGACACCGGGCAGCCGCACCGGAAGUGCUCUAGGGGAGCCGGAAGUUCCCAUUUGAGGCGAUGGCGGCCCCCUGAGCGGCAUCUGGAGCCUGAGCCCAAGUCCUAGCCGUAGCGAGGGGAAGACUGAGGCACGGACUGGCGGCCCAGAGCUGACCCCCCCCCCUUUCCCGCAGAAGUUGGGCAGCAUCGGGAAGAUGAAGACGGUGCUAAUGGUGGCUGAGAAGCCCUCCUUGGCGCAGUCCAUCGCCAAGAUCCUGUCCCGAGGGAACAUGUCCUCACACAAGGGGCUGAAUGGAGCCUGCUCAGUCCACGAGUACAGCGGCUCCUUCAGUGGGCAGACUGUCCGCUUCAAGAUGACGUCUGUCUGCGGCCACGUCAUGACCCUGGAUUUCACCGGGAAGUAUAACCACUGGGACAGAGUGGACCCAGCAGAGCUCUUUAGCAAAGCUCCCACUGAGAAGAAGGAAGCCAACCCAAAGUUGAGUAUGGUGAAGUUCUUGCAGGUGGAGGGAAGAGGCUGUGACUACAUAGUACUCUGGCUGGACUGCGACAAAGAGGGGGAGAACAUCUGUUUUGAGGUCCUUGACGCUGUUCUGCCUGUCAUGAACAAGCCUCGGGGCACCGAGAAGACCGUGUUCAGAGCACGCUUCAGCUCCAUCACAGACACAGACAUCUGUAACGCCAUGAGCCGCCUGGGCGAGCCUGACCACAACGAGGCCCUCUCCGUGGAUGCCCGGCAAGAGCUGGACCUUCGGAUUGGCUGCGCUUUUACCAGGUUUCAGACCAAGUAUUUCCAGGGGAAAUAUGGCAAUUUAGACAGCUCGCUCAUCUCCUUUGGGCCAUGUCAAACACCCACCCUGGGCUUCUGUGUGGAAAGACACGACAAGAUCCAGUCCUUCAAGCCCGAGCUGUACUGGGUGCUCCAGGCCAAGAUUAACCCUGACAAGGACAGCUCGGUCCUUCUGGACUGGGACCGAGUAAGAGUGUUUGACCGGGAGAUCGCGCACAUGUUCCUGAACAUUACCAGGAUGGAGAAGGAAGCCAAGGUGGAAGGGACCAGCCGAAAGGAGAAGGCCAAGCAGAGGCCUCUGGCCCUGAACACGGUGGAGAUGCUCCGGGUGGCCAGCUCGUCUCUGGGGAUGGGGCCCCAGCACGCCAUGCAGAUAGCGGAGAGACUCUAUACGCAGGGCUACAUCAGCUACCCUCGGACCGAGACCACCCAUUACCCAGAGAACUUUGAUCUGAAGGGGUCUCUGAGGCAACAAGCCAACCACCCUUACUGGGCCCAGACGGUGAAGCAGCUAUUGGCAGAUGGCAUCAACCGGCCCCGCAAGGGCCAUGACGCAGGGGACCACCCCCCCAUCACGCCCAUGAGGUCUGCCACCGAGGCAGAGCUAGGGGGGGACGCCUGGAGGCUCUAUGAGUACAUCACCCGACACUUCAUUGCCACCGUCAGCUAUGACUGCAAAUACCUGCAGAACACCAUCUCCUUCCAGAUUGGGCCAGAGCGUUUCACCUGCUCGGGGAAGACACUCCUCUCCCCAGGCUUCACUGAGAUCAUGCCCUGGCAGAGCAUCCCCCCGGAGGAGAGCCUUCCCACCUGCCAGAAGGGGGACACCUUCCCCCUCAGCGAGGUGAAGAUGCUGGAGAAGCAGACGAGCCCUCCCGACUACCUGACUGAGGCCGAGCUCAUCACUCUGAUGGAGAAGCACGGGAUCGGCACUGACGCCAGCAUCCCUGUGCACAUCAACAACAUCUGCCAGCGGAACUACGUCACUGUGGAGAGCGGCCGCAGGCUGAGACCCACCAACCUGGGCAUCGUCCUGGUCCACGGCUACUACAAGAUAGAUGCUGAGCUUGUGCUCCCGACCAUCCGGAGCGCUGUGGAGAAGCAACUCAGCCUGAUCGCCUUGGGCAAAGCUGACUACCACCAGGUGCUGGAGCAUACCCUGAACAUCUUUAAGAGGAAGUUCCACUACUUUGUGGACUCUAUUGCAGGCAUGGAUGAAUUGAUGGAAGUGUCUUUCUCGCCCCUCGCUGCCACUGGCAAGCCUCUCUCCCGAUGUGGGAAGUGCCAUCGCUUCAUGAAGUAUAUCCAGGCCAAGCCCAGCCGCCUGCACUGUUCUCACUGUGACGAGACCUACACCCUCCCCCAGAACGGCACCAUCAAACUGUACAAGGAGCUCCGGUGCCCGCUGGACGACUUUGAGCUGGUCCUCUGGUCCUCGGGGUCCCGGGGCAAGAGCUACCCUCUGUGCCCAUACUGCUACAACCACCCGCCCUUCAGGGACAUGAAGAAAGGGAUGGGCUGCAACGAGUGCACACACCCCUCGUGCCAGCACUCGCUCAGCAUGCUGGGCAUCGGCCAGUGCGUGGAGUGCGAGAGCGGCGUGCUGGUGCUGGACCCCACGUCGGGCCCCAAGUGGAAGAUGGCCUGCAACAAGUGCAGCGUGGUGGCGCACUUUUUCGAGAACGCCCACCGCGUCCGCGUGUCCACAGACACCUGCGAGGCCUGUGAGGCCGCCCUGGUGGACGUGGACUUCAACAAGGCCAAGUCACCCCUGCUGGGCGAUGAGACCCAGCACACGGGCUGCAUCUUCUGUGAUCCUGUGUUCCAGGAGCUGGUGGAGCUGAAGCAUGCGGCCUCGUGCCACCCCAUGCACCGCAGCGGGCCCGGAAAGAGGCAGGGGCGCGGGCGGGCCAGGGGCCGGCGGCCCGCGGGGAGACUAAACCCCCGGCGGCCCAAGGACAAAAUGGCAGCCCUGGCCGCGUACUUUGUAUGACACCGCCUCCCUUUAAGGUCCAGCCCCACCAUUAAAGCUAUUUCUCUUCUUCA
Molecule: messenger RNA, 3403 nt
Organism: Monodelphis domestica (gray short-tailed opossum)
Lineage: Eukaryota; Metazoa; Chordata; Mammalia; Didelphimorphia; Didelphidae
Gene: TOP3B
Product: DNA topoisomerase III beta
Biological process (GO): DNA repair; DNA recombination; DNA topological change
Cellular component (GO): nucleus
Molecular function (GO): DNA binding; DNA topoisomerase type I (single strand cut, ATP-independent) activity
Source: RefSeq, a predicted model, not a curated record